UUGUGUUCAAUCGCGCGUCAGUUUUCCACAGGGUGGCAGUAGUGCUCCUUAGAUCUAACCACGAUUACACAUCAAGGAGGAGAGGAAAGCCCGCGAUAGGUCAGAGGAAGGAAGGCUGUCCUAUGAAAAGUUAACCCAAAGCCGUGCGAUCGAUCUCGGAGAGAUAGGGACGACGAAAUGAAAAGGCGUAGUAAGAGAAGAAAGGUGCAACAGGUUCGUUUUCGCCAGACAACUCUGGAGGAGUCUGUAUUCCUAUUUCGCCACGAGAAGCAGACUCACGACGACCAGCACUGUGGUGUGGAGUCGGUGGAAGCAAUUCCCAGUUCAUCUGAAGCUGGACCUAGUGGCGAAUGCCGUGCGCAGCCAAGUCGGGCAUGCAAAAAAGUUUGUCAGGUGGAUCUUAGUAGCAGUGAUGACAGCGACACUGACGAUCAGUGGGACAAUCAAGACCUUUGGAGCCCAACUCGGACAGCACCAGGACCCGUUUCAGACAGCGAGUCUGACUGCUUUUCGGACGAGGCAGGAGAAAUUAGACCCAUCACUCCUUCUAAUUUGGAUCCGGAUGGCAUGGAGGAAUUGGAAGAGACAGAACGAAGGACAGAACCACAGGUGCCUUCAAAGAGGGGUCGACAAAUGACAAGGGGCAGAACAGCUGGGGCCAAGCGAGGGCGUGCACCAAGCCGGUCGGUGAGCAGUACCACCCUGGAGGAAUGGCAGAGAGAGGACUGGAGGCCUAGAGACAUACCCUUCAGUGCAACCCCUGGACCACGAGAGCCCCGUUGGCCAGAACACAAAGGUUCUGUUACCACCUCCUACGGCGUGGACGUGGGGUUGGAUUUUAAGAGGCAGGAACAGGAACAGGAACCGGAACUGGAACAAGAACAAAAACUAUUUACAUUAUGUACAAAAGUUUAG
Molecule: messenger RNA, 915 nt
Organism: Engraulis encrasicolus (European anchovy)
Lineage: Eukaryota; Metazoa; Chordata; Actinopteri; Clupeiformes; Engraulidae
Exons: 5
Coding region: 178-915 (245 amino acids)
Source: RefSeq, a predicted model, not a curated record